CUGUGUUUUUCAGCCACCACAAGAUAUAUUCAUUGCGACAAUUGUAGUAAACUAUAUGUUGGUAGUAUAUUAGAAGAAAGCUCUAAACAGUGGACAGUCAAAAAUGAUCAAAGAACAAGUCCACCGUAUCCUAGUCAGAUAGCCGAAUACUUGGAUCGCUUCGUAGUUGGUCAGAAACAGGCUAAAAAAACACUCGCAGUGGGCGUUUAUCAGCACUAUCGUCGUCUUGAGCAUAAUAUUGAGAGUGGAGCUGGCUCCAUACAUCAGAUGAAAGAAGACGUUAAGAAUACACCAAGAGGUGUUUUAUACCAGGAAGAAAACAGACUCGGCCAUAUCGCUUCCAGUGAAUUACGAACAUCUCCUAUGGCUUCCCAAGUUCCUUCGCUGCAAACAAUUCCAACACGGCGUGUUCCACCAGUAUUCCGUGCCAUUCCCGAAAAAGAUCCUGUAAUAAGGCUUGAGAAAUCCAACAUUUUACUGAUUGGUCCUUCAGGUGUAGGGAAAACUUACCUUACACAAACAUUGGCAAGAAUACUGGAUGUCCCUAUCGCCCUUUGCGAUUGCACGUCUAUGACCCAGGCUGGGUAUGUUGGUGAGGAUGUUGAGAGCGUUGUCCAGAAGUUAGUACAAGCGGCGGGAGGAAAUGCUGAAAAAGCUCAACAAGGCAUUGUUUUUCUCGAUGAGGUUGAUAAGAUAGCAGCUGCUCAUGAGGGUCAUUCUCCUGCAUAUCGUGAUGUGAGUGGUGAAGGUGUACAACACGCACUACUGAAAUUGGUGGAGGGUACAGUAGUGAAUGUGAAAAGCGGACGAAAAAGUGUUGGUGCACAACAAGACACUGUACAGGUGGAUACAUCAGACAUACUUUUCGUUGCUUCCGGUGCUUUUAAUGGCUUAGAUAAAAUCGUUGCACGACGACUCGACAAGAAAAGCUUGGGAUUUGGAUCCUCAUCCGGUGAGAUGCGUGUUUCCCCCGAUGACGCGAAUUCGGAGCAGUCGCAAAAACGUGAUUACCUGCUUACUAGAGCAGAUCAGGGCGACUUGAUAAAUUUUGGAAUGGUACCAGAACUUGUUGGACGCUUUCCUGUGCUAGUGCCCUUCCAUUCUUUUGACCAAGAAUUAUUGGUUCGUGUGUUAACGGAGCCACAGAAUUCUUUACUAACUCAACUAAAACUACAAUUUGCCAUCGAUAACGUUGAUCUUACCUUUUCAUCCGAGGCUUUACAACAAGUUGCACAAUUGGCAUUGGAACGAAAAACAGGAGCACGAGCAUUACGUUCUAUUCUCGAAGGUGUGCUACUAGAUGCUAAAUUCAUGGUACCAGGCAGCGACAUUGAGUCAAUACACGUAACACGAGAAGCCGUACUAGGCGAAGCUGAAGUACAGUACACAAGGCGGAUGGUCGAAAAUAAGCAAGCUAUAUCAGCUAUGUAG
Messenger RNA from Angiostrongylus costaricensis, 1431 nucleotides. Lineage: Eukaryota; Metazoa; Nematoda; Chromadorea; Rhabditida; Metastrongylidae. The record is from the annotation of a GenBank genome assembly.